AUGGCGUUGCAGAUAGUCAGACGUAGUGUGUCUGUCCUUCGACAUUCCAUGAGAGCGAUAUCGCAGUUAGCAACAACGACACAAACGCAACCAGCUGCGCUGAAUAAGUUAUCACUCUUAAAAUGCAGUUCUUGUCGCAGUUUCCAUGUCUCUGUUAAACGACCUGAUUUGAUGGAAUUUUUUGAUAAUAAAGAAAACUGGGGAGAAGAAGCUAUAAAAACUGGUCGACCCUGGAAAAUGGAUGAAUUAAGGAUAAAGAGUAACACAGAUCUGCAUAAAUUGUGGUAUGUACUUUUGAAGGAAAGAAACAUGUUGUUGACAAUGAGACAUGCAUACAGACAGGAAUUUGAAACCUUUCCAAAUGCAGAUCGAAUUGACAAGGUGGAGGAAAGCAUGGAAAAUUUGAUGAAUGUAAUAAAAGAGCGUGACAAUGCUUACAGCUUACUUGAAACUGGUAAACCAGCAGAGCCGGAUAUGGUUGAAGAUCUUGACAUGUUUGGAAUGCCAUAUAUGAGAAAAGCAAGAGAGCAUGCAGUACCAAAAUCAUCAUUCAGUAUCUCAUCAAGAAAACAGGACCCAUGGUUGAAAAAAUGUCAUCGCCUCCUUCGUGAAAAACACAUGAAAGAGAAAAACCGCCGUUUGAAGCGUGAAGCAAGGUAUGUCAGAAGGACAAGAGAACAUUUUCCUGAUGUUAGUGAGGAGGACAUUGAAUACGGACUGAAACGUGAAACAAGAAGGCGCAAACAAGGAUUUUAUGAUAUUGAGUAAAGAUUGUGUACUGUUACCGUAAUUGUAUUGUAUCAUUAAAACUGAUUUUUUUGUGA
Ylistrum balloti is the source of this 824-nucleotide messenger RNA. Its product is annotated as large ribosomal subunit protein uL29m-like. Gene Ontology annotation, molecular function: structural constituent of ribosome. Gene Ontology annotation, biological process: mitochondrial translation. Lineage: Eukaryota; Metazoa; Mollusca; Bivalvia; Pectinida; Pectinidae. The transcript is spliced from 5 exons. Bases 1 to 768 code for a protein of 255 amino acids. The record is from RefSeq and is a predicted model, not a curated record. Gene Ontology annotation, cellular component: mitochondrial ribosome; mitochondrial large ribosomal subunit.